CUGGAUGCCUACCGCCGUAAAACAAGAAGAAGAAGAAACCGGAAGAAACAAGGAAGUGUAGUUCGGACACAAAGUACAAGCUAACCUGCCCCAGUGUGUCAGUCGGUCUGUUUGUUCACCUGACGCAAAAGGAAAAUGCCUGAAAGACAGAGGUUAAGGAUUGAAGCCAUUAACACCAGUGCCAGUGAUGGGCUGGAGGGGUUCAAGGCCCAUGCAGUGUUCCAGGAAAUCAACAAGAAGCUUCAGGAGGAAGGGGAGCAGUUUGUGAAAAAGAUCGGGGGAGUGUUUGCCUUUCAAGUGAAGGAUGGCCCAAAUGGUCAGGAGGCAACUUGGUUUGUGGAUGUGAAGAAUGGCAAAGGCUGUGUUCAUAAUGACACAGCUAAGAAAGCAGACUGUACCAUUUCCAUGUCGGAUACAGAUUUGUUGGCCUUAAUGACAGGGAAGAUGAACCCACAGAAUGCGUUUUUCCAGGGCAAGCUGAAGAUCAAGGGAAACAUGGGACUUGCCAUGAAGCUUCAAAGCCUGCAGCUGCAGCCAGGCAAAGCCAAACUGUAGAUGAGACCUCGGAGUGAGCUGUAACUUCACCUCUGAACACUGAAUAGAGUACAUUUCAGAUCAAAUGUAACAUGGUUGGGAACCUUCUCAUCACUGGACUGAACCCCUUUUCCUACUAGGGACCUCACUGACAACCAGGGGACUAGUCCUCAGCCCAGCCAAUCUAACUGGCCAAUAAUAUAAAUGGAUAAUUCUCUAAUCAAGUCCCUGUCUGGGGUCUGUCCCAUGAUAAUACUGUCAUAACACUAGCGUAGAGACGGGUGCUCCUACUUUCUGAUUUUAGUGAUGUUUGUGUCCACUUUUCAAUAAAUCUCCAGUAUCUGUCGCUAAUCAAUUCCUUAUGGAAAUGUUUUGAGAAGUAUGUUUUGAUGAUUUUCCACAAUCAUGGACACAAUAGUCGAAGUGCCUCCUUGUCUCAGAUUUUCAGUUUUUAACCAAUAAUGCAGAAAUGGUUUUUACUGUGGCUGCCCAACAUUUUAAUGGAGGGGGUUGUGAAUUUCUGCUCUGCUGUCAUUAUUGUAUGAAUAUCUAAAAUAUUUCUACUAAAUAAACGUAUCUGUGCUGCAAGAACCA
Hippoglossus stenolepis (Pacific halibut) is the source of this 1128-nucleotide messenger RNA. It is a transcript of the gene scp2b, whose product is annotated as sterol carrier protein 2b. NCBI's taxonomy places the organism in Eukaryota, Metazoa, Chordata, Actinopteri, Pleuronectiformes, Pleuronectidae. The transcript is spliced from 5 exons. The record is from RefSeq and is a predicted model, not a curated record. Gene Ontology annotation, cellular component: cytosol. Bases 136 to 555 code for a protein of 139 amino acids.